AUGGGGAGUAUUCGCCGUCGUUGGAUUGACGAUGAGUCAGAAUCCCGUCUUCAGGAGGUGUCUGGUGAUGCUAUCGCCUCCAGUGACCAGUUACGUUUGGCACCUUCCAUGCGCAGUCGCAAAGGUAUUGCGUGGAACAAACGACCUAUGACGGAAAGUGAGAAUUUCCAGAUCGAUAUUAGCCUCAAGAUCACUGGCCAAGGACGAAUAGGAGCAGAUGGAAUGGCAAUCUGGUACACUGCUCAGAUGGGUGCGCUUGGACCUGUGUUCGGUGCCAACGAUUUUUGGACUGGAAUGGGUAUAUUCCUUGACUCGUUUGACAAUGAUGGUCAGAAAAAUAAUCCGAUGAUCGCACUCAUGCUGAAUGAUGGAACCCGUUCAUACGACCACCAUACUGACGGAAGUCAACAGAUUCUCAGCAGUUGUCAAAGAGACUUCCGCAAUAAACCGCAUCCAAUUCGACUUCGUAUUGAAUACUCUGAAAAAACGUUCUGA
Molecule: messenger RNA, 495 nt
Organism: Cooperia oncophora
Lineage: Eukaryota; Metazoa; Nematoda; Chromadorea; Rhabditida; Trichostrongylidae
Source: the annotation of a GenBank genome assembly